Messenger RNA from Blumeria graminis f. sp. triticale, 894 nucleotides. NCBI's taxonomy places the organism in Eukaryota, Fungi, Ascomycota, Leotiomycetes, Helotiales, Erysiphaceae. The record is from the annotation of a GenBank genome assembly.
AUGUUCUCAAUUGCACGUCGCAGGACCUUAAAGACUUCUGGUCCUCUUAAAUUGUUAAUUCACCAUAGAUCUUUAUGUCCCAGCAAUCCAAGCUUACCUACACGGGCUUUACGACAACCAUUUCACUCAGCCGGACCAAGCCUUGAUUCUUUAUAUGAAGCACGUAAGCCUAUUGAGAUUCAUCCUCAAGCAGCCGGAUCUACGAUACGAAUUCUUCCCGAACCUAUACCAAAAAAUAGUACCUCAGAUAUCCCCACGAAACCGAAGCUCUCAUUUCGCUCUUACAUAUAUGCCACGCUCUGCCUAUUGGUUGGCUCUUUGGGCGGGAACUUUGUCAAUGCUGUCAUUACACCACCGCUACCUCCGGUAGCAAAUACACCGCAGGACUGCCUUAUGAAAGAAUAUCUCCACGAGAAAGCUGCGGCACUACCGCUUGUUCAAUCUUUAACUUCUGACCCGCUCUGGGUGAGCGAGGAGUUAAACGAUCGGCUCACCACCACAGGACCUCUCGCGGGAUCACGGGCGCUAGGUGGUUAUCUGAAGACGUUUCGCCAUUCUCAGACGGGCGAAAUCGUCCAGGUAAUCUGGAUUGGGCCUGCACUAGCGGGAUGGCCAGGAGUCACCCAUGGGGGCCUAACCGCUACGAUUCUCUAUGAGAUAAUUUCAUUAUGUGCUUUAAAAUCCUCAAGUGAUCCGGUAACUAUAGCAUCCCAAUUUGACUUGGAUUAUAUUAAGCCUGUUUUAACGAAUAACUUCUACGUGGUACGGGCCACCAUUGAUUUCGGCGAGGAUAAGCAGCAACGUGUUUCUGGAAGUUUGGAAACCAUGUCAGGAUCAGUGUGCCUUGAAGCGUCUGCGCGCUUCAAUGUCACUAGGGACUUUACAAGCCAAUAA